Molecule: messenger RNA, 7195 nt
Organism: Dinoponera quadriceps
Lineage: Eukaryota; Metazoa; Arthropoda; Insecta; Hymenoptera; Formicidae
Gene: l(2)gl
Product: lethal(2) giant larvae protein homolog 1
Exons: 16
Coding region: 661-4224 (1187 amino acids)
Biological process (GO): establishment of spindle orientation; regulation of establishment or maintenance of cell polarity; regulation of Notch signaling pathway
Cellular component (GO): cytoplasm; cortical actin cytoskeleton; plasma membrane
Molecular function (GO): myosin II binding; GTPase activator activity; syntaxin binding
Source: RefSeq, a predicted model, not a curated record
GCGAGAGAGUGAACGCGAGCGAGCGACGUGGAGAGAGAGUGCGCGUCUCCAUGCCCCGUGGCGUUUUCUUCUCUCGAUGGUUUUGCCAUUCGCUCCGUCGCAGCAUCGCACGUUCCGCGGCGGCCCCGAGAGGCACACCGUCGUAGCGCAUCGUCCGUUGUCCACGCGAACGAACGCACAGGGCGAAACGGAUGUCCGCGGAGGCGAGAACAUUCGCGGCGAUACACGGCUGACAGACACGCAUCGAGCGUGAGUGAGUGAAAGAGAAAGAAGGAUCGACGCGUCGACGACGACGACACGACGGUGAAGCACGGUGAGUGGCGCGGAGUGGGAAAGGCGAGAUACGCAGUAAGGAUUCUCGGCGGCGGUGAAAGAGACAGAAAGAAAGAAGAAGGGACACUCACUGACGUGUGCGGGCGUGUUCUCGGAGACGUGCGCGCGCGCGCGAGACGGACGAACACGAACGAACGCUCCCCGGGAAAACGUCCUCUCGGGUGGAAAACGCGGCAGCGUAACCGUGCGCCGCCGCCGGUCGCCUUCAACGACAUUCAUGUGACGUGACGAGAGCCGAUACCCAGUCGUGCCUGCCUGCCGAGGAGGGAGACGACCCCGAGUGGAGUUGGACGAACGCCGAGAAGCCGGGCCAACGGCGGACUCAAGAUGCUCAAGUUCAUCAGGGGGAAGGGCCAGCAGCCGACGGCCGAGCGACAGAAGCUGCAGAAGGAUCUCUUCGCUUUCCGAAAGACGGUGCAGCAUGGUUUCCCGAACAAGCCAACCGCUCUCGCCUGGGAUCCGAGUUUGCGUCUGAUGAUCAUCGGCACGGCAUCCGGCGCCAUCAAGGUUUUCGGGCGACCAGGUGUAGAGUUCUAUGGACAACAUUCCGUCGAAAGCGGUGAGAAUGCCGUCACGAAGAUCGUCGCACUGCCGAACGAGGGUCGCGUGGUGUCCUUGUGCGACGACAAUUCCUUGCACUUGUGGGAGAUCAAUGAAAGUUCCGUGGUGGAGACGAAGUCGCUGUCGUUAGAAGGCAAAUUGAAGAAGAUCUCUGCGAUGUGUCUCGAAUCGAGCGGGGAACAUCUCUUAUUGGGGACGGAAGGCGGCAACAUCUAUCUGCUGAACUUGAAGACCUUCGUCAUGCCGGACAAUAUUAUUUAUCAGGAUGUCGUGAUGCAGAAUGUUCCGGAGGACUACAAGAAAAACCCAGGUGCGGUCGAGGCCAUAGCCGAGCAACCGGGACAUCCGGAUAACAUCCUGAUUGGUUACAAUCGCGGCUUGAUGGUGCUGUGGAACAAGGCUACUCCGGGAGCUCAGCAGCUGAUGGGUUUGUUUUCGCGUGCGCAGACAUUUGUCUCCACGCAACAGCUGGAAUCGGUUCACUGGAUCUCCGAGAGCCGCUUCGUCUCGUCGCACAACGACGGGUCCUACGCGUUUUGGAGUCCGGGCGGCGACGCGGUGCCGGAGCCCACGACGCUUUACGGGCCGUUCCCGUGCAAGGCGGUCACCAAGAUCCUCGUCUACCCUACCGCGGAACACGGCGAACUUGUUCUGUUCUCCGGCGGUAUGCAGCGCGCCAGUUACGGGGAUCGGCACACGAUCACCGUCAUGACUAAGGACAAACAUUUGGUCUUCGACUUCACGUCCAAGGUGAUCGACUUCUUCACUGUGUUCCCCAAGGAGGAGGACGGCAACAAUGAGAAUCCCAUCAGCCCCGAGGCGCUCAUUGUGUUGGCCGAGGAGGAACUGGUAGCUAUCGAUUUGACCAACCCCGAGUGGAAGAUGAUGGCUCUACCUUACCUAGUGUCUCUUCACGCGAGUGCGGUGACCUGCUCCCAGCACGUGCCCAAUGUCCCGGAAGAGCUAUGGGAGGCGAUCGGAGUGGCCGGUAAGGCACAGACGGAGCACCUCUACUCGGACAAGGUGUGGCCCAUCGACGGUGGCAUUAUCCUCUGCCAGAAACCGGCGAACCCCGACAAGCCCAAGAGCCGGGAACUGCUGCUCACCGGACACGAGGACGGCACCGUGAGGUUCUGGAACGCGUCCGACGUCCCGUUGACGCCCUUGUACAAGUACAACUCGUCGAUUCUGUUCACCGGCGAGCACUUGGACGUUCUGGAACAGCCGCCGGAGGACGACGAGGACGAAUGGCCGCCAUUCAAAAAAGUAGGGAUUUUCGAUCCGUACUCGGACGACCCACGGCUCGCCGUGAAGAAGGUACUUCUCUGUCCGUUGUCGUCCACCUUGGUGAUCGCCGGCACGGCCGGCCACGUCAUCACCGCCACCAUUUCGUCGGAGCCGGUCAACAAGGAGAUCAAGGGCGUCACCAUGAACAUCGUCAACGAUCGCGACGGCUUCGUGUGGAAGGGCCACGACCAUCUGCCGCCGCGAACCGCGAAUAUAUCCUUCGCGGUCGGCUUCCAGCCGCAGAGCCUCCUCCAGCUGUACCCGCCCGCAGCUGCCACGGCGUUGGCGUUGCACAGCGAAUGGGGAUUGCUCGCGGCUGGCACGGCACAUGGGCUUGCCGUUUUCGACUAUACCAGGGGAAAGGCCGUCAGCGUCAAGUGCACGCUCAAUCCGAACGAUCUCUCCGGUGCAGGCGACACGCCUAUCUCCCGUCGGAAGUCCUUCAAAAAGUCCCUCAGAGAGUCUUUCAGGAGAUUGAGAAAAGGACGCUCGCAGCGCCGGACGAACGCUAAUAGUCCUACGCAAAAUACCGCGCCCGAGAAAAAGAAAGACAGCCCCAGCGUCGCCUCGUCACCGAGCGGUGACCUAUCACCGGGGGUGGAAUUGAAACCGGUGGAGAGACAAGUAGAAGCAAGACCCGUAGACGACGCUCUAGGUUCCAUGGUGCGGUGCUUAUAUUUCGCAAGGAGUUACAUCAUUAGCCUACAAAAUACAACUCCCACGCUCUGGGCUGGUACUAACAACGGAACGGUGUACGUCUUCACAUUGGCCAUACCGGCCGGCGCCAGGAGAACGGAGGAGGACGUUAAUUGCACACUGGGCAAGGAGAUACAGCUGAAGCAUCGGGCGCCGGUGAUAGCGAUCACGAUCCUCGACGGAUCGAGUGUACCGUUGCCAGAGCCGUACGAGGCCGAGAAAGGCGUGACAGCCGGGCCCGACAUGACCUCUCCGCACAGAGUCGUGAUCGCCAGCGAGGAGCAAUUCAAGAUCUUCAAUCUUCCGUCCCUGAAGCCGCACUGCAAGUAUAAGUUGACCGCGCACGAAGGAUCCAGAGUGCGUAAAACUGGCUUUGCCAAGUUUUCGUGUCCCGUCGAGCCGACGGGAACCCACGAAGAAACUUGCUUACUCUGUCUGACGAACCUGGGUGACUGUUUGGUGCUGAGCAUACCGGAACUGAGGAGACAAUUGAACGCCGCUGCGAUCAAACGGGAGGAUAUUAACGGCAUUUCUUCCUUAACAUUCACGAAGUCCGGUGAGGCGUUGUACCUUCACUCGAGCUCGGAAUUGCAACGAAUUUCCUUGUCGGCCGCGAAAAUGACCAAAGCGCAUUGCGCGCUCAGUCUACCGCCUCACGCUCGAUCGUACACGGAUAACGCUGUCGAGACCUCGCAGGAGCAAGCUGGUGUUGUCGAAGGCGCGCCCGAGACAGAAGGGGAGACUCAAGGAAGUCAACCGCCCACGGUAGUGAACCGAGUUAUCACGGAGAAUGGCGUGGUGGGUUCCACUGGGGAAGAAGAGUCUCCGAAGGAACCGUCGCUGCGACCAGCCACGAGUAGUGUGGACGUGAACGGGGACGACGACCGGCAGGAUUUGAGUUCUAUCGGAGACAUCACGAUCGACAGUGUUAAAGAUCACUUACUUAACAGUUCGCUUUUCAGAAACGCCACGUCUUCCGAGGAACUCCACAAUCGUUUGGCAGGGCUUAAAAUGGAGGUGACCUCACGGUCUUCCGAGAUAUCGACGCAGAAUCAAUCGUUAGUGGUGAAAACUACCACCGUGGUUACGCAGACUACAAAUAGCACGACCGCCAACGGCGAGGUUGAGACGAGUCAGGCGAACGAGACGCAGCAUGUGAACAGCACUACGGUAGAGCGAGAGAUACGCAGCGGUAUCGAGACAACGACGACACACGCUACCAUCACUCUACCUCCGAACGUCGAGAUUAGUGCCGCGGACUUGGCCAAUUUGGAGAUCACCACGACUACGGUGACUACAGAAGUGUCGAAGGCGCCGUUGGCUAGGCCAGAGGAGGUCGGAUCGUAGGCCUGUUCCAUAUCGUUUCUUCUCUACGCUGACCACGCAUCGAUUUCGCGCCCCGCAUACGGAGCUACCAAUAAUUAGUUACUCUUACUUAAUAAGCGAACGUGUACACAGCGGCGACAUAGGUAGGAUUUAUAUACCGUAGUUUAAAAGAGGACAAGAAAAAGAUGAAAAUCUAGAUUUCUAUGCAGCAUUUUAGCAUUUUGAUCGCGCGACGACGACGACGAGUAAUUACUUUUUAAUACGAACCUCGAGCAUAUUUUUCACCGACACACAUCGGUCUCGUAUACAUCGGUUGUAUUCCACUUGAAAAUAUUCCUGGUCUGUUCUUUACAGCCGAACCGGCUGCACCGGUUCCAAGGAACUUACAUACAUACUGAAGCGCAUGCACGAAAUUCUCACGCUUCUCAGCGAGCGUAAUUUUCUCGAACUAGCGCAGCUGGCUCAGCUAUAAGGAACAGGCCAUCUAAACGAAUAAACUUUCCUAAUUGGCGGAGAAUCGGUGGGUUUUUAAACGGAAAUAGGCCUAGACGAUGUUUGACUUUUCCUUGCGACACGCGGAACGAAGAGGAAACACGAGUUUUCUCGCUGCGACUUCUUUACCGAGAGACAAAAAAAAGAGAGAAAAGUUUGCAGAUUUUUAUUACCGGUUAAGGUUUCAAGAUAAUGUAUACAUAAAGUUUUACCAAGUGCCGUAACGAAACCGCCAAUUUUACAGCGAAUCUGUCGUUUAUCGAUCUAUCGUUUUACACGGCUAAGACUUUGGUGUCCGUCGAUUUAAACGGCAAGCCUGAUGCAUGUGCGAUCAAUAUAAUUGUAGACGUCGAAAGGGAAAAAAAUGGUUUCAAGGCUCCUGGUCCUUCGCUGCAACUGUCCUUCUUUCAUGACGUCAGAAGCGAGAAAACGCACGCCGAGAAAUUCUUGCGUUAUACGUUCAAAUAAAACAAUAUACUUAUAAAGUGACGUUCAUGAUCGAUUCAGCACACUUGUAAAAUUGCCCGAACACUUUUCUCUUGCUCGAACAAUCAAUGAACGGUCGUGAAAUUAACAUCUACAAAAUCAUAAGAAAAGAGGUUGGAAAAGAAAGUUCCGUGUCAAGUUAAUUUUGCGACUAUUUAUUGAUCGUCCGAAUAAGAGAAAAGUGUUCGGAUAAUUUUAUAAAGUGUGCUGAAAAUUUUUUUAUUCGAACGUAUAACGCAAAAAUUCUUGGUGUAUGUUUUCUUGCCUCUGACUCAUCAAAAACAGUUGUAGGGACCAGGAGUCUUUAAUGAUAGAGACAACAAUGACGAGACAUCACAAUCAUGAAUAAUAUGGCAGCCUUAAAUAUAUAUAUAUAUAUACAUAUAUAUACAUAUACAUAUAUAUAUAUAUACACACACACACACACACACACACACACACACACACACACACACACACGUGUUACUUUAUAUUUUUAAUUAUUAUAAAGAUGCGACUUAAGCCAUCCGCAGUAUUUGAAACGUCUCGAGCGUCCUGUGAGCUCCGCGGGUGAUAAGUGCGAUACCGGCGCGGCGACGCAAGGGUGCUCCGAACGACAAGAAGAUACAUAGCUACUUAAGUAGAAUAACACAAAGUACGAACAAGUAAGGAGAUUAAGCGUGGUGAAACUUAAGGGAAAGGUGUGUGUGUGCCCGUCGAUGGCCAUGACGUAGGAAGAGAACGCGUUGAAAGUAUAUUUUUUAUCGAUGUUGCUUAAUCGUUAAGUUUCUUCCUCUCCUCGUUCGGGGAAGCGAGGAGAGAGCAUGAUGGUAACCGGAUAUCUUUGGGUCGAUAUCGCUCGAUUAUUCGGGAACGCUUAACGUAUCGAUACCGAUAUAUAGUUACUUUUUAUCAUUGCAUUUAUAUCCGCAAUCUUUCGUUUCUCGUUAGACAGAAUAAUCGCAUGGAUAGUAGCAUCCCUAGCAGGAUCGAUGCGAAAGCUAUGCAAAGUGCAAGUUUCCGCCUUUUCGAUGCGUUAUGAAUUUUACGAACAUACACACACACACACACAUACACUACAUAUCGUUUUGUACCGAUAUCUUCUUUCAUGGCUUUGUUUUUUGCAAAUGCGAUUUAGCAAAUCGAUUAUACCCCAAUAUUUUAUACCUUUGAUCUCAGUAGAAUCCUCGCGAGAAAGAGAGAGAGGAGGAGAAGGAGGAGAGUGUGUGAUGGCUUACGCUACGUUUGGGAACUGCAUUUUUAUUCGGAAUACGGCUCGAUCAUGUGUCACAACAAUCUCGCGACACAACACUGUACAAACGCGAAAUCCCGAAGUGUGCAACAGACUGACGGAGGGUGGUCGUGACCUCCUUUUGCCGCAUUUUUUUUUUUUCAACUUCCUCUUUUUAACAACAAUAUUCGCGCGACCAUUGAAAGUUUUAUGAUGUGAUGGAAUAUUUCGACUUUUUAAAAGAAGCAUGUAUACCCUCGGCGCGCGGUAGCAUCGGUUAUUCUGAUUAUAAUUUUAACGCGACACGCGGGUCUCUUUGUAGAUAAGUUUUAAGCUCCUAUAUAGUUUCGUAAUUAUUUUUAUUCGCUGUUCUUCGGUGAUUUUGUACUCCUCCCCCCUCCCCCUCCAAGCAUAAUGUUAUCAAUCAUAUCUCACACACACGUGUCCGUGUCGAGAUAGCAAAAGAGAAAGAAAAAAACUGAAAAUUCAACGUAAUACGAAAACAAACGAGUGAUCCGACGAUAUUACUUAUCGCCGUAUAAUCGUUUAUCGUACGUUAACGAUUGUCCUUCAUUUCAUGGAAUCGACGCUGAGUUCGCUGAAGUAUGUGCACUCGUAAUAUUGUAAAUUGUUUUUUUUUACUUUGAUAAAGCGAUGUAUAGUGUACACAGAGGAAAUUGAUAAAACACUGCCCUCCCUGAAAAAAAAGAAACUUUCCUAUCCGACACUGUUAAAUAUUAAUUGUAACAUGUCUUAUAUUAUAUUUGAACGCCUAUUACGAAGAAAUAUAUGAGUAAUUAUUGA